Molecule: messenger RNA, 5020 nt
Organism: Scophthalmus maximus (turbot)
Lineage: Eukaryota; Metazoa; Chordata; Actinopteri; Pleuronectiformes; Scophthalmidae
Gene: tmem276b
Product: transmembrane protein 276b
Exons: 4
Coding region: 411-1310 (299 amino acids)
Cellular component (GO): membrane
Source: RefSeq, a predicted model, not a curated record
CCGCCAGGAUGUGACCGCCCGGCCAUCACAGGUGGCCACUCCCCCCGUCACGGUGCACGGUCCUGCCUGCGCCCCAUCCCGCCGCAUCCCGCAGCAUCCCGCAGCAUCCUGGAGGCGAGCGCGCGCCACUACACCACUGCCCCUGACUCCUCCUCGCAGCGUCGGUCGCCAUCCAUCCCCUCUCCUCCGGCACCAUAACAGAUGGUGGCAACAACACCGCAUCCGCCGGGUACCACAGCAGCAGAGCGCAGCAUCCCGACCGGACGCCGCCGGCCCUCGCCCCGCCAUGCUCCCCGUGCAGCGGCUGUGAGCGCCGCCGUGAUUUGAUUCACGCGGUGCCGCCGACGACACCGCGGCCACGGAGGAGCCUUCCUUGCGACUGUUCUGGGCUCUCCAUCGCGCGGGGGAAGAUGGCCGCGAUGAAAAUAUUAACCAGCACCGGGCUCUUCUUGGCGUUCUGCGCGCUCGGGCUGCUCGCCAUGGCGAUCUGCACCGACUACUGGUACGAGACGGACGCGCGGCGGCACCGGGAGCGGUGUAAAAACUACGCGAACAAGCGCAACGACCCGGGCUACAUCUACAUCUCCAACCACAACCUCCCGCUCCAGAUGCCUCCGAGGAGCCUGCAGAGGAAAGGGAACGGCCCGGACGCCGCCGCCGCGCUCGUCAGGGGGAAGCGGCACUUCGUGGCCGCGGCGUCCGCCAUGGAGUCCCACUGCAACCGGCAGUUCAACUCCACCGUGUCCGGCCUGUGGAGGAAGUGUCACCGGGAGGGAUUCGACCUGGAGACCGAGGACCUCAUCUACAAAGGAGUAAUUCAAAGAUGCACCCCAGUCAAGUAUCACUACACUUCGUCCAUCCUACCACGGAAUUUACCCGUCAACAUCACAAAGACCAUACGACAGGAUGAAUGGCAUGCACUCCAUCUAAGAAGAAUGACGGCCGGCUUUGUGGGCAUGGCUGUGUCCAUCAUUCUCUUUGGCUGGAUCAUCGGAGUGCUGGGAUGUUGCCAGCAGCAUGACCUCAUGCAAUAUGUAGCUGGGCUACUCUUUCUCAUGGGAGGAACAUGCUGCAUCAUCUCCUUGUGCACAUGCGUGGCAGGAAUCAACUUUGAGCUAUCCCGCUACCCCCGCUACAUGUACGGCCUCCCUGAGGACAUUAGCCAUGGCUAUGGCUGGUCCAUGUUUUGUGCCUGGGGGGGCCUCGGGCUCACAUUGCUGGCCGGCUUCCUCUGCACCCUGGCCCCGUCCCUGAGCACGCCCGCUCGCACGACGACCCACAAGCCAAGGCAGGAGAAUGGAACCGUGUGACAGGACUCAGGCAUUGUGAAUCAAUUGACCCACCGAACACAGAAAACCACACCCUUCCAACUUUGAUGUGCAACUCUGAAACAGUUUUUGUCUGAUCACCGUCUCACGCCAUCCUCGACAUCGCCAUUCCCCCCUCAGUGUUUUCAGUGUGCCUGAGUUGUGACAGAAUGGAGCAAAAUAAUGACAAAACUUCACGCACUCAAUUUCGAAAAAUCCCAGAAGGGACCUCCAGGAACAGCAAGAGCAACACCUACGUAACAUAAGACGGAGGCAUGGCUCUCACAGCACAAAUAAGACGUUUUUUGGUUCCGAUUUUUGACAUGCAGACUUUAUUGUGGUCUAAAAAUGACUGUUUUCUCUGAAGAGAAUUUGUCUUAAAAUGGUGCUCUCUUAGAUGCUUACAGCCACAUACACUCCCAAACGAACACACACACACACACACACACACACACACACACACACACACACCAGCUUGUCCACACAUGCUCAGUUACUCUGGGUGAAUCAUGAGAGAAAUCAUCCAGAAGGAACAAAUCCACAAAUAUCAGGCAUCCUGUCAGCAUUCCUCUUUCAGUCGAGUGAUGUGUGCUGUGUUAUUGUUCGUUAUGAGAAAAAAAAAAAAAAGGAGAAAAUAGUCAGGCGUUAACUGCCCAUUGUCUAUCUCUAGUGUAUCACACUUACCAAUGUCAAACAUGAGCCCAGGUGAUAGAACGUCUGCAGCCUCUGCAGAGCAACAAAGUGGAUCUAGCAGCGUGGUCCAUUCGAUAAAAUACAUUGAAAAGAAAGAAGAAAAAACCAACAUUUGAUGCUUCUUUAAAGAGUCUAUAUGUACAAAAUGCAUCUCUACGUAGAUCCAGAUCAUUCUUUGUGUAAAGUAGAUUUGAAUAAGAAUGUCUGUUUUCUGUUUAUUCAGAGGUGAGGACGGCUGAUCGCGUGGGCAAAGAGUGACAUGAGAAAGAAUCCGAGAUGUAUUCAAUAACAUGAAGGUAUAUAUUAUGGUAUUAGGUGAAAAAGAAACAGGGCUAUAGAAUAAAGCAUUGAGUCACAGUAACUGCUGAGCUGUGACUUAAAUCUGCUGUGCUGUUACCGGCUGUGAAAGACCCGGUUGUUUGCUGACAGCUGAAUCACAACCUGACGAGAGCAAAACAAGAAACCGAACUGUGGAGGAUGUAUUUCAUUACUCCAUUGUUUACCCUUAAUAUUGGUCAGCUGUUUUGUGAAAUAUUCUGGAGUACUAGCAAGUUAAGCAACUUUAGAAGAAAAAAAGUACAACUCAAUCUAAAAACAAAAGCACAAGCUGUAUUCCUGUUUUUCAUCUCCACUGAAUUCAGAAACAUAGUGAUGUUCCACAGUGGUAGAGGGCCAAAGUCAACUGAAAUCAUAAAAUCAUAUGUUUUGUUCUGUUUUCCUGGUGGUUCAAUAACACAAUCAGUAAGGCCUGUAAAGGCUUGUUUCAUUACAUUCAUUGGCAAUCAGCAUGUCAUUCAGUUUGCACACGUACGUAUCAGGACAACCAAACAAAUUACAGUUAAAUGGACUGAAUCCUCGUCAAGUUAUUUCAGUCGUCUGUAUGUUUAUGAUUCAAUAGCUCAACUGAGAUUGCAUCAGAAAAGCACAAAAGGUAAUUAAGAAAAACUCACCAUCCCACAAUGAAAGGCACAAUAUGUAUAUACUUUUAAAACAAAACCUAAAAAAAAAUGAGGGUCAAAAUUAGAUAAGUAAAUCCAUUUGGGUUUGAUUGAUCUGUGGAACACAUCUUGUAUUAUCUCUUGAUGAGUGAAAUACAUAUUAAUUGUGUUCUAACUUACAGAAUGGUUCACUACACCGUGUAUUAUGUAGUGUGUGUAAGGAACAUGGGAGUUAUCAAAUUUUUCUCUAACCUUUGAAAUUCAAUUCUUGGAUUAGAAAUGCAUCCAAAUCUGCUGUUGAAAAAAAAAAGCACAAAUAGUGAUUUAGAAAAUGCUCUUGACUGCAGAGGAGUACAUUAAAAGUUCUUAUCCAAGUAGUGUGUUUUUAAUCGUGGCAUAUUCACAUGAGGAAAAUGAAGAAUACUUAAUUGGCUUUAUUGUCCAACAGUUAUAAAAAGCAGGCAGAUGUUUUGCGUAGACACCAGCUGUGUUUUUGUUUUGUUUUGUUUUUUAAACAACAAAAUGAGUAAAAGUAAAGUAAUAAAUCCUUGUAAAACAUUUUUGAUUUGAAAUUGGAAAUGCCAUUUAAUAUUAUCAGAUGGACUGUUACACACCUUUGAUCGCGUCAUUGGUACAAAUUAGAAAAAUGCCAUCAGUUUUUUCUCACAAAAAUUGUACACACCGUAUGUAGUAUUAGACGGGACCACUGCUUGAAAACAGGGUGAAGCACUUAAGACUGUAAAUGGUGACGGUGUUGGAUGCAAAUAUGUUGAUUACAGGAGAUGAGUCAUGAGAUAUUCUAUCAGCAAUGUCAGUUAACAUUUUUAGAAAGAAAAAAAAAAGCCAGAAACCACUUUCCUGAAGUCAAGAGCAGCAUUAACCGAGGCAUGAUUGAAAACAGUCCAGUGUCUUUGUUGAAUCUUUGCACUUUGCUGAGUCCUAUAAAAGUCCGUGAGCCUGAAGUCCUCGCAGGUGAAGUGACAUUAUAUACAGUAUGUUUCCAAGGCCACAAAUGGGAGCAAAAAAUGACCGGAGCAUGUAGGAAGCACCCAGUUGUGUCUUUUACCAAGUGUUAGGGUUUAUACCAUGUUGUGUGAAUAGGUUCAGUCAGUGCAGGCUCUUAUUGUGAAAAUAUUUAAGGCUCUUAUCAUGAAAAUAUUUAUGCCAGAAACAUGGACAUGCCAUAAAUAUAGAAAUAUUUAUACACAUGGUCAUUGCAUUGACAAUUGAGUCGGUGUAUUUUCUGACAUCCCGCGGCUCACAGAAUGCAACGCUGUCUGGUGUUUUUGGUUUUAUGACGUUUUAAGUUCACAGACUGAUACACGGUAAUUCAGUAAUUGAAUUAUUACUGUGAGCAGUAAACUGUAAUGUAUAAGUAUGAUAUUACGUGUCGUUAGGAGUGAAGCACAACUGCACACAAAUCUUAAAAUUUUUCUUUUCUUUUUCUUUCAUUUGUGUGUGUAUGUGUGCGUGUGCGUGCGUGUGUGUGUUCCAGUACUGAUGAUUUGCCACGUGCAGGACUUUCUCUAAUAGUAUUCCAAGCAAAAAAAAUUGGAUCCACAUGUUUACACCCCCAUAUCUCAAAUUGUAAAUUUCAAAUACACAAAUGCAUAACAAUGUCUAUAUUUCGAAACAAAGAUUUUUGUUAUUGGUUGGAUUCAGCUUCAACAUAGGGCAGCAGCACACGGUAGCAAGGUUUACAAAACAUGAAAAAGAAAAUGUACGUUUGGAGAACGAAUGAGGUCAGCACAAUGUGUCGACGUAUCUGAAAUUUGUUGUAAAAUCCCUCUCAAGUCGCAACUUCCUGUGUUUCAUGAUGAAUUUAGAAAAUGUACUCCGUGCAAUGAGAGAUGCCCCUGUGAAAAACGCCGCCGUUCAGCGUGGCACUCGUUUCAGUAGCACAGCUUUUAUUUUCUACAAGUCAUUUAUACUGGUUCAAUCCACUGCAGAUGUUCUGUGGGAACUAGGAAGACAGUUCAGUCUUGCAUGAUCUCAUUACAGCUAGUUUCUUUGAAAUAUAUUUAAAACCUGUGUCCAUUUUUAAUUGAUUUAUUUUACUGAAAUAAAAUAUGUAAUUAUUAA